CUCUUUAAACAUAAGAGAUUCAUAAGUAUAUUAGUUUCUGAGAGAGAGAGAGUCUUAAUUGAUUAAUCCUGCUAUGAAUUCAGAGAAGCCUGUGAGUCCUGAGAUUUCAAGUGAAGAAAAUGAUCAUGAUCAAGAAGAUGACACUGGUGGAACCAAACGCUCUUAUGAGUGCACAUUCUGCAAAAGAGGCUUCACAAACGCUCAGGCUUUAGGCGGCCAUAUGAACAUCCAUAGGAGAGACAGGGCCAAGGCCAAGCAAUUCACACUUGAUGCUUCACCUUCAGUUAACAAAUUCAAUAGUAACAACAAUGAUUCCAUGGCCCUUCCCUUUGUCUCAGAAAUUAUGAACCAACCCACAAGGCCUAAUUACUCCCCUUUGGAGUCUCAGAUGAACUUUCAUCCACCACAUGCCUUUUAUUAUGAGUUUUGUAACUCAAGGUCUCAGCCUUUGAGUUUGAACAACCAAGAGCUUCGGGAUGCCAAUUUGAGUCUCCAAAUUGGUUCAAGUCAUGUUGAUGAUAAUAUCCAUCAAGUUAGGAGAGGAAAUCAGAAAGAGAGUGAAGUGGACUUGGAGCUCAGACUUGGCCAUGAUCCAUACUGAGAAACGGCUAUUUUAUAAUUUAAGGUUGGAUGCCUAGAAAGGUGUGUGAAGAAUCAGAACUAACAGUGAGGUACUGAGGUACAUAAAUUUUAUUGUUGUAGUUUACUAUAUCUUUAUGUAAGAAGUAGGAGUACUAAAGAAAAAGACAGCUAUAUGCUUAUAACCUUCUCGUGUGCACUAGCAUUUGAUAGUUGAAUAUAUGUGGAUAUAUAUGAUUGGAGCAGCAAUAACCUAGGGUUUUUCUUCUUUUGCUUGUAUUUCGUAUGCAUGUUUGUUCUUAUUAUUAUAAGAUACAAUUUACAGUGUUUAGUGUUAUAUUCAAUUAAUGAUAUUAAUUGUACUUUACUUGC
This is a messenger RNA of Glycine soja, 951 nucleotides long. Its product is annotated as transcriptional regulator TAC1-like. The record is from RefSeq and is a predicted model, not a curated record. The transcript is spliced from 2 exons. Lineage: Eukaryota; Viridiplantae; Streptophyta; Magnoliopsida; Fabales; Fabaceae. The coding region runs from base 74 to 601 and encodes 175 amino acids.